UGUUAGUCCCGCCCAUUCAGAGCUCGACAGCCUCCAUGGCAACGGGAAUGUUUGAGGUCGUGUUCCUUCCGCUCAUCAACGAAAACGGCAGGUGUGCGGCAUUAAACAUAAAUGCCUCUGGUGCGAAAAAUAGAUGGACUGUGGCUGCUUUGUCUGAACAACUAAUUCAAGAAAUUGUCUAAAGGUUAAAAUCGUGUAAUUUCUCUCAUGAGGAGCCAGAGCUGACCUUUUUUGCCAGAAUGGAGGUCGCCCCCGCUGCCCCUCAGACACUGUGGAAGCCCCUCAGGAGGGGGACCCCUUUGCCGCUGGGCCAGCUGGUGGAGCAGAGCAGGAGCAGAGCCAAUACUCCUAAUCGUCUGCUGGAAUCAAAAAUCUUUUCCAAACUAAAAAGCAACAGCCUGAUCGAAGCAGAGCCACCAGAGCUUCACUUCAGCGGGUUUAAGCUGGGGAAGGAUUACACAAAGAUCCUGAAACUAAUCAACAUCUCAUCUGAAGUCAUGAAUAUUCACAUCAUCCCCACUCAAACCAAGCAUUUCCAAACAGCUUAUACAAAGAAGUAUCGACUCAUCCCCGGCCUCGCCUACACACUGACGGUCAGGCUCUGCCCCGACGAGUGGCGUUACUUCUACGACUGCAUUCGGGUUCACUGCAAGGGGGAAGAGAACCUGCUGAUUCCAGUUCACGCUUACCCUGUCAUCGAUGACCUGCAUAUCCCUGCUCAUAUUGACCUAUCGGCCGUACCACUUGGACAAAGGUGUGUGGGUAGUGUUCGACGUGCUAUUCCCUUGCGAUGCAGCUGCCCCGUUGACUUUGAGUUCCAGGUGUACGUUAUUGAGCCCCACGAGUCCUUCUCCAUCCAUCCCCUUACUGGUGUUAUACCAGCCAACGGUGAAGAGAAGAUCCUGGUGACCUUCACUCCUCUCCAGUAUGAGACUUGUCAGGUCACCAUCCAGCUGAUCAUCCUACAGUUCAACUCCAAACCUUACCUCUGUACCAUCGCCGGGAGCUCCGCCCCUCACCUGACCCUCAGUGAGCUGGAGAGUAAGACGGGGCAUGGAGAUGCAAGGCCGGUAGAAUCCAAAGGACCUUCUUCACCUAAAAGUAAAACCAAAUACAGGUUGACCAAUGUGGCAGACAGAUCAAAGAGUUUGACGGACCACGCUGGUGUUAAGCUCGGACCGAAGCUUUCCGUAGAUGUCUGCACUCCCGCUGGGGUGGCAAAGAUGCUGAUCAAAGGCACUGAUAAGCUCAGCUCUAAAGACCUGAGGGAAGCCAUAUCUUGUGGCAGCACCGUUGUUCUCCAGAACCGGCAGAUGAAGGAAGCCUGCUUCAUGAAAAAGGUUCAACAAAACGUGAAGGACGAGCAAACCAACCAGCUCAGAUGGCAAGUCCAUCUCGGUAAGGACCCGGUGUCAGAGUUCACCCGGCGGCAGAUAGCAGAGGAGAGAGAGAUCGCGCUGCAUGAAUACAUGGUCAAAAGGGGAGAUGGACGGCACGAGGAAGACUUUGCUGCUGGGAAGCCUGAACUUUCCUCCAAACGAGUGUUGUGUGAAGCAGGACAGGCCUGCGAGGGAGGCCCAUCCUUCCAGUUCCACUCCAGUUUUCAGUGGGAGCUGAGACGAAGAGUCCUCAGACUGUUCCAGCAGGCGGCGCGCAAGAUGGUGAUCCGAUGUCGCAUGAACCGGAGACUGGCCUGUUUGAAGAACAACAUGUGGAACUUGCCCUUGGCAAAGAAAGUUGAAGACGAGUCGAGUUGUGAUCUGAAGAUCUCGCCAGACAAAGUUUUCCCUUUUGCUUUCCCUGUUUUUGCUGAUGAAAAUGACCCAUUGGCUCCCGGUAGUUUGAUGCCGAUGCCUGUGGAGCCUGUCGAUGUGACUGUGACAACAUGCGUUCCUUUCUUCAAGCUCCAAGUUCCCCAGCACUACAAGCUAAUGGGCUACCGGCCUGUGUCAGCUUGGGAGGCUUUUAACUCUUACACGCCCGCAACUCUGGCCCGACCACUUCGUACUGGAGCUCCGGACGAACUGGUGCCCGAUGAGGUCAGAGCGCGUUCAGUCGAGUACGAAGCACCGGAGGGACCGUCGCAUGAUGAGGAUGAUGAUGACGAGGGCGAAGUGAAGGUCGCCCAACUCUCCUUCACUGCCCCCGAAGCUCUACUAAGACCUUUUGCGGCAAACCCACUCCGAAUCUUUAACCCGGAUCCAGGCCUGCAGACCUACAAACCAACCCCUAAAUACCUGGAAAGUGACCCGGAAUUCCACCUCUGCCCUCUGCCACGGUACACAAUCCCCGAGAGCAACAUGUGUGGCAGAAGCACACAAACCCCACACACCCAGAAGCCGCUGGAUCACAAGGAAGUGAUUGCAGGGCUCAUGACAUGGAAGAAUUUUGAUUCGCCAACCUGCAAGUUUCUGUCCAAACGACCAGCUCUCACCAGUGGGUAUGCGCCUCUCAGGUCUAUCAACUACAGCACCGACACACUUCCACUCAUAGCACCUCCUCCUCUCCCCGGACCUCCUGACGAUCUGCCGCCACUAAUGGACACACAGUCCGAAGGCCCCGGCGUGCAACUAACCCCGGAGAUUAUCCGAGCAGAGUUCUUAUGUGCAGAAGCUCUGGUCUCCAAUAGCAACCUGACCAGCGGAACAACUGUCAGGCACCAGAGGGAGCUUCAGUUGGAGGCGACCUACAUGUCUGAGCUCAACCAGAUGGGGAAAAGAGUGAUGGCCAGGCUGAAGCACUAUGGAGUCACUGACACCACUACACCGGGAGAGGACUGUGAAUAGGCAACCCACCCCCCCCCCCCCCC
Gasterosteus aculeatus aculeatus (three-spined stickleback) is the source of this 2809-nucleotide messenger RNA. The record is from RefSeq and is a predicted model, not a curated record. NCBI's taxonomy places the organism in Eukaryota, Metazoa, Chordata, Actinopteri, Perciformes, Gasterosteidae.